UUGGCUAAUGUAAUGCUAAGCUAGCCAUUUACUGCUCGCGUAGAAAAUGUGUCAAAACAACGUCAGUUUAUUUGUCGGCAGGUGUAGGCACUUCGCACAAGAGCACCAGAGCCCAUAUUCCUAUCUAAAUUUGCCUCAUAUUCAUUUCGGCAUACAUUUUGAAAGCUUAAAACUUAUCUUGGAAAAAAUGACAUCUCCGCGGUAACCUCAGAGCCAAUGCAGCCCGUGGAUGGCGACAAGCAGCGUUGUCAAUUUAAGAAGGAGGAAAUUUGUCAGAAAGUGAAUAUAAGCUUCUUUAAAUUGGCACCGCUACGUUGUCAUUCAUUUUCAUGGGGCCUGAUUGAAAGUGGACGUAUUGUUCAGUGUGUUCUUUCCCCCCCCGACUUCCCAAGGCCAGGCUGUUGCUCGACUAUUUCGGCCAUGUUGUCAACUAGUUCCCGGUUUGAUAUCUAGUUAUGUCACCAAACUGGUCAGUUGGUAUCACUCAGCUAACAUUAGCUAGCUGUCGUCACGGUAGUUUGGCAAACGCUCGUUAGCUGGUGACGUCAAGAACGUGGCUCUAGGUUGGGGCUGGUCGGAACUUCAGAAGCUCCUCAGGAAAUGGAAAAACGGUUGGAAGAGAAGCUAAGGAUCAGCCAGAAAGAAAAGGAUUCCAGCAAUUCUUCCAGAUCACUGAAGAAAACCAUGGUAAUACAGGACGACUCCUUACCAGCAGCACCUCCACCCCAGAUACGCAUUUUGAAGCGGCCUGCGAGUAACGGUUCUCUGACCUCGGGCCUGAAUCAGAACAGGCCUACACCGCAGGUCAAAUCCCUGGCCCAGAGAGAAGCAGAGUAUGCCGAGGCCAGGAAGAGAAUACUGGGCAGCGCUUGCCCAGAGGAGACGCCUCAGGAUAAGCCCAACAUAGACAGACCAGGGCACAAUAACUCUACACUGCCUUCAGAGGACACCAGAUCAAACAGUCACACUGUCCGGCAGCCAGCCGGCCCAGACGGCACCCAAGGGUUCCGACAGCACAGAUAAGUGCACCUAGAGGGCCGCCCAGCCCCUGAGGGAGAGGGAUAAAGGGUCCCCUGAGAGCAAAUGCAGUACUGUAUUCUUAAAAACUUCUUCCUUCAGUUCCCACAUACACGGGGAGCUAUAAGUAAAGCAUCCUCCCUGUCGGCCUCUUUCACAGCCGUCUAAGACCGACAGGGAGCGAGGAACUCCAGGAAGAAGUCCAAUGAAAACGUGCUCUCAUCUCUCCCCACUUCAAUCUGUUUGGCACUGUGAUUAUGGACAUCUUCUGGACUCACUGUGAUGUUCCCCUUUAAGAAAAGCCCCUCACCUCCAUCUGUCUCCCCUCCGGUUCUAAGUGGCUUCGUCAGAGGAUGCCAAAAGGACAAACAGAAAGACUUAAACAGAGGAGGAAAAAUGAGGGGCCAUGUCAAAAUGAGAUGAGCUGGUACUUGUGCAGCAGCUUUCUCCCAGCAAUAAGACGUCACCUUUUUGUGUUUUUAAUUUUCAGAUGUUGGCUCACUAAAUUUUAAUCUCAUCUUUCUCUCGCUUGUCUUUAUCAAAUCUAGGGUUGUUCUGAUAUCUAACAGGUAAAAGUAUGUCUCUCUCACACACACACACCACAAGAAUCUGUUUAGAGCAGCUUUUUAUAUUGAGUUUGUUUUUUAAAAUAAACUUAGCAUUUGCGGUUUUUAAGAAAUAGGAAAUGUUUUUCACCUUUAUUUGGUGGCAAAAUCUGACAAUAUGUUGGGUUCUUUGUAUGGUUUAAACACCUGGAACUGCAGCUGGUGUCUAAAAUGCACACACUGCUAAUGAGUACUUGACUGAGAUUUUAGAUUUAUCAGGAUACCACCUAAUAUGUAAAUUGCCAUUUGUUUCUUAAAACGGGGGUUAGGAUUUAUGUGUGUGAAGUUGUAUAUCUGACAAGGUAUGUUUACGUUGUUUUUUUGAUUUUUUUUUAAAGCUUUCUGGCUGUCUUCCUUAGACUGUCAUUUCAUUUCUAUUUAAAAGUAAAGGCAAAAAAGAUGAGAUGUUGGAUUUAAGUCCAUUUUAAGUAGCUUUCCUGCAGUUUUUUCUUUAACAAGAGGGCAGCAAUGUCAGAGCAGUAUUUUUAACUAAAAAAGAACCAAAAGCCCUUUUUUAAAAAACAAAAACUAACAAAGAAAACCCUAAAAAUCAUUAUUUGAAGGUGAUGUUGGCAGCAAUUUAAAGAAGGGUCAGAUGGUGAAUUUACUGCUGUACCUCUCGAGCCUCACUGUCUUAACUCCACCUUGUUGGCGGCGUGCUUCUUUUCUUCACACACCGCGCUGAAGUACAGCAUGUAGGAACUCAGGUCAAGUGAAUGAGGCUGAAUGAAUGAAUAAGAUUGUAUUUUUCCAGCAGGGUUGAUUGCUCAUACAGCUAAUGUCCGUAUUUAAGCUUGGGUUGGCACUUAGAAACCAUGCUCUAUAAAUUGCAAUGUAACUGAAAUGAUGUCUAUGCCCCAAGGUGUAUGAAUGUUGGGUGUGUUUUGUUUUUUUUUCCACCGUCAGCAUUUUAGUCACAAGAAUGGUGAGUGAUGGUCCACUGCUUAAAUGGAGCAGCUAGAUGCAAUCCGAAGAGCAGUUGCCUGUGUGGCUUUCAAAGACCGUUGUGUUCAA
Oreochromis niloticus (Nile tilapia) is the source of this 2636-nucleotide messenger RNA. RefSeq names its product SUZ RNA binding domain containing 1 (gene szrd1). The transcript has 4 exons. NCBI's taxonomy places the organism in Eukaryota, Metazoa, Chordata, Actinopteri, Cichliformes, Cichlidae. The coding region runs from base 601 to 1023 and encodes 140 amino acids. The record is from RefSeq and is a predicted model, not a curated record.